Tupaia belangeri chinensis (Chinese tree shrew) is the source of this 2070-nucleotide messenger RNA. RefSeq names its product matrin-3. The transcript is spliced from 2 exons. The record is from RefSeq and is a predicted model, not a curated record. Bases 1 to 2055 code for a protein of 684 amino acids. Lineage: Eukaryota; Metazoa; Chordata; Mammalia; Scandentia; Tupaiidae. Gene Ontology annotation, cellular component: nucleus. Gene Ontology annotation, molecular function: RNA binding; zinc ion binding.
AUGAGAGUUCCUGUUGCUUCACAUCCUCACCAGUACUUGGUACAGUCGGUGUUCUGGAUUUUGGCUUUUCUAUUAGAUAGUUUUGAUGAUCGUGGUCCUAGUCUCAACCCAGUGCUUGAUUAUGACCAUGGAAGUCGUUCUCAAGAAUCUGGUUAUUAUGACAGAAUGGAUUAUGAAGAUGACAGAUUAAGAGAUGGAGAAAGGUGUAGGGAUGAUUCUUUUUUUGGUGAGACCUCGCAUAACUAUCAUAAAUUUGACAGUGAGUAUGAGAGAAUGGGAUGUGGUUCUGGCCCCUUACAAGAGAGAUCUCUCUUUGAGAAAAAGAGGGGCGCUCCUCCAAGUAGCAAAAUUGAAGACUUCCAUGGACUCUUACCGAAGGGUUAUCCCCAUCUGUGCUCUAUAUGUGACUUGCCAGUUCAUUCUAAUAAGGAGUGGAGUCAACAUAUCAAUGGAGCAAGUCACAGUCGUCGAUGCCAGCUUCUUCUUGAAAUCUAUCCAGAAUGGAAUCCUGACAAUGAUACAGGACACACAAUGGGUGAUCCGUUCAUGUUGCAACAGUCUACAAACCCAGCACCAGGAAUUCUGGGGCCUCCGCCUCCCUCAUUUCAUCUUGGGGGACCAGCAGUUGGACCAAGAGGAAAUCUGGGUGCUGGAAAUGGCAACCUGCAAGGACCAAGACACAUGCAGAAAGGCAGAGUGGAAACUAGUAGAGUUGUUCACAUCAUGGAUUUUCAACGGGGGAAAAACUUGAGAUACCAAUUACUGCAGCUGGUAGAACCAUUUGCAGUCAUUUCCAAUCAUCUGAUUCUAAAUAAAAUUAAUGAGGCAUUUAUUGAAAUGGCAACCACAGAAGAUGCUCAAGCUACAAUUGAUUAUUACACAACCACUCCAGCAUUAGUGUUUGGCAAGCCAGUGAGAGUUCAUUUAUCCCAGAAGUAUAAAAGGAUAAAGAAACCUGAAGGGAAGCCAGAUCAGAAGUUUGAUCAAAAGCAAGAACUUGGAUGUGUGAUACAUCUCAGCAACUUGCCUCAUUCUGGAUAUUCUGACAGUGCAGUCCUCAAGCUUGCUGAGCCUUAUGAGAAAAUAAAAAACUAUAUAUUGAUGAGGAUGAAAAGUCAGGCUUUUAUCGAGAUGGAAACCAGAGAAGAUGCAAUGGAAAUGGUUGACCAUUGUUUGAAAAAAGCCCUUUGGUUUCAGGGAAGAUGUGUGAAGGUUGACCUGUCUGAAAAGUAUAAAAAACUGGUACUGAGGAUUCCCAACAGAGGCAUUGACUUACUCAAAAAAGAUAAGUCCUGGAAAAGAUCGUAUUCUCCAGAUGGCAAAGAAUCUCCUAGUGACAAAAAAUCUAAAACUGAUGGUUCUCAGAAGACUGAAGGUGCAACUGAAGGUAAAGAACAAGAAGAGAAGUCUGGUGAAGAUGGUGAGAAAGACCCAAAGGAUGACCAGACUGAACAAGAACCCAAUAUGCUUCUGGAAUCUGAAGAUGAGCUACUUGUAGAUGAAGAAGAAGCUGCAGCACUACUAGAAAGUGGCAGUUCUGUGGGAGAUGAAACUGAUCUUGCUAAUUUAGGUGACAUGGCUGCUGAUGGGAAAAAGGAGCCCUCAGACAAAGCUAUGAAAAAAGAUACAAGUACUUCAGCAGCAAAGAAAAAGCUUAAAAAGUUGGACAAGAUCGAGGAACUUGAUCAAGAAAAUGAAGCGGCGUUGGAAAAUGGAAUUAAAAAUGAAGAAAACACAGAACCAGGUGCUGAAUCUGCUGAGAAUGCUGAUGAUCCCAACAAAGACGCAAGUGAAAAUGCUGAUGGCCAAAAUGAUGAAAACAAGGAGGACUAUGCGAUUCCAGAUGAGUAUAGAAUUGGACCAUAUCAGCCCAAUGUUCCUGUUGGUAUAGACUAUGUGAUACCUAAAACAGGGUUUUACUGUAAGCUGUGUUCACUCUUUUAUACAAAUGAAGAAGUUGCAAAGAAUACUCAUUGCAGCAGCCUCCCUCAUUAUCAGAAAUUAAAGGUAAGGCUGAAUCUAAAAGAUGAGAAUGUUUUUGUGAAAAUUAACUGAUUAAGUUACAGAAAU